This is a messenger RNA of Lachancea meyersii CBS 8951, 840 nucleotides long. The record is from the annotation of a GenBank genome assembly. Lineage: Eukaryota; Fungi; Ascomycota; Saccharomycetes; Saccharomycetales; Saccharomycetaceae.
AUGUCUGAAAUUCUCAGCUUUAAGGCCGGAGUGGCCACUUUUGAUGAAAACUCCAAGAUCUGCUCACCAACCCCGAUCAAAGGUGAGAUUAUCGUAAAACAUUCAGAAGAAGCAGAAGGUUUCUUUGAUUUCCAAUGGAAGCCCAUUGAAAAGGUAGCAUCCGGUAAUGUCGAUCCAAUCGAGUUCAUUUUGAUUCCUGGAUCUACAAAAUGGACACACAUCAAGUCGUGCAAGAGUGGAAGAGUGUUUUGUUUGGUGUUUUCGUCAGACGAAAAGCACUUCUUUUGGCUCCAGGACAAAAACCAGAACUCCGAGCAACUCAAUGAGCUGUCUGAGGCAGACAAAGCCAUAGAGCAGAAACUCACAGAGCUUUUGAGGUCCAAUGACGAAGAGGAAGCGCAAGAAGAGCAGGACCACAAGAUGCAAACUGAGGAUCAAACUGAAGACCAGGAUGUCGACAUGGACCUAGCACCAACUUCAAACCAACCAAUCGCACACAUAAGUGACUUUUUGCUCAAACAGCUCCUCAUCGACUACGUUGAGUCUCUAGAUCCGCAAUCACCUCAAUUGCGCCGUCUCUUGGAGCAUCUGCCUGCAGACCAGCGACGUGACAAGGCAGCUUUAGUGGAAUGUCUUCGUGGCCCUUUUUAUUACCAGGCCACGGAUUCACUCUCGCGAAGCCUACUAGAGGGCUUUGAAGCCUCCCUCGCGAUAUCCAAUGGCUUUGGAUACCAGUUUUCGGGAGACGGCGUUUUGGGAUUUCUGAAAGGAGCAAGGGCGAAAGCCAAGGAAGAAGAGCAAAAACAAGAUCAAAAUCAUUCUCGGCAAGACGAAAAUUGA